Trifolium pratense (red clover) is the source of this 1480-nucleotide messenger RNA. Its product is annotated as 1-aminocyclopropane-1-carboxylate oxidase. Bases 227 to 1186 code for a protein of 319 amino acids. The transcript has 4 exons. The record is from RefSeq and is a predicted model, not a curated record. Lineage: Eukaryota; Viridiplantae; Streptophyta; Magnoliopsida; Fabales; Fabaceae.
AAAGAAAAUAAAUACACAUAAAGACUAAUGAUCCUAACUUAAUUACAAUAUAAAUUAUUAUAAUGAGAGAAUCAUAACAUAUCGUAACACUUAUAUAAUUAGAUAUUUAUUCAUUCCUUCAAGUUGGAGCCUAUAAAUACAUUAACAGCAUUGCACUUCUAAGAAUCACACUACUCACAUAUAACUGAAUAUUGAAGUGAGAAAAAAUAAAGAGAAAAGAAGCAAAAUGGAUCAACACUUUCCAAUUGUUGACAUGGGAAAGCUCAACACAGAAGAGAGAAAAUCAACCAUGGAAAAGAUCAAAGAUGCUUGUGAGAAUUGGGGUUUCUUUGAGUUGGUGAACCAUGGUAUAUCUAUUGAAAUGAUGGACAAAGUGGAAAAGCUCACAAAAGAUCACUACAAGAAGUGUAUGGAGCAAAGGUUCAAAGAAAUGGUUGCAAGCAAAGGUUUGGAGUGUGUUCAGUCAGAAAUAAAUGACUUGGAUUGGGAAAGCACCUUCUUUUUGCGCCAUCUUCCAUCUUCUAAUAUUUCAGAGAUCCCAGAUCUUGAUGAUGAUUACAGGAAGAUAAUGAAGGAAUUUGCACUAAAAUUAGAGAAUCUGGCAGAGGAACUUCUUGACUUAUUAUGUGAGAAUCUUGGCCUUGAGAAAGGGUAUUUGAAGAAAGUAUUUUAUGGUUCAAAGGGUCCAAAUUUUGGUACAAAAGUUAGUAACUACCCUCCUUGUCCUAAGCCUGAUCUUAUUAAGGGACUCAGAGCUCAUACAGAUGCUGGUGGCAUCAUCCUUCUCUUCCAAGAUGAUAAAGUCAGUGGACUUCAGCUCCUCAAAGAUGAUCAAUGGAUUGAUGUUCCUCCAAUGCGUCACUCUAUUGUCAUCAACCUUGGUGAUCAACUUGAGGUCAUAACAAAUGGAAAGUACAAGAGUGUGAUGCAUAGAGUAAUUGCUCAAACAGAUGGUGCUAGAAUGUCCAUAGCUUCAUUCUACAAUCCAAGUGAUGAUGCAAUAAUUUCACCAGCACCAACCUUAUUGAAGGAAAAUGAAACAACAAGUGAAAUUUAUCCAAAAUUUGUGUUUGAUGAUUACAUGAAACUCUAUAUGGGACUAAAGUUUCAAGCUAAAGAGCCUAGAUUUGAAGCUAUGAUGAAAGCAAUGUCAAGUGUUGAAGUGGGACCAGUAGUGAGCAUAUGAAAAAGCAGAUUAUUAGAUUGGUUAUGUGUGGUUUUGUUAAUAAGCUGAGUUUAUUAAGCGAUUAUAUACUAGUGUUUGGUUUGGUGUUUAUUAUAAUUGGUAUGAGAGGUUAAGAUGGGCAGUCUAAAAGUUGUUAUUAAAGUUUAUAAUAAUAAAGUAUGAUUAGUGUUUGAUCUUAGAUUGUGUGUGAUCAGUGAUUAGUGAUGUUGGUUGUUUGAUUAACUGAUUAAUUAAGUUAUGUAAUGUGAUGUAGUACUGUUUUAUAAAAGCAAAACAAGGUGCUGUCUCUCAUGA